UUCUCCGGCGGUUUUCCUCUGCUCCUCACUUCUCGUCUCCUUCCGUUCUCCGUCCAUCUUUGUCUCCUCAGCUCUCGUUUUCUUAUUUUCUCCGGCCAGUCUCAUUCUCGUCUUCUUCUGAGCCGACUGCUCAGAUCUCGCAUUCUUCUGAGCCGACUAAGCCGACUGAGCAGCCUUCUUCUGAGCCGACUGAGCAUACACAGAUCUCGCCUUCUUCUGAGCCGACUUAGAAGAUCUCGUCUGCUUCCAUUCUCCGGCCGUCUGCUUCUGAGCUUCCUUCUCCUCUGUUCUCACCUUCUUCCGCUCUCCGGCCAUCUUUCUCAUCAACUUCCGUCCUUCGUCCAUUCUCCUCUUCUUCUGAGCCGACUGAGCAGAUCUCCACUAAAGAUGACGAAUUGAUCAUCGGAGAUGACCUCACAUGCCCACCUUUUGAUUUGCUAACUUUCUCCAAGUUAGCAGCUCUGAUCAGUCCAUCCGUGGUUAACUUAAUAACAGUCGAAGGGGAUGCAAUCCUUUAUGGAGCUGGUAUAAUUAUCAGCACCAGUGGCAAGAUUUUGACUUGCGCACAUAGCCUCUACGAUGACAUGUUUCGUCUCCGACAUGAUCCUGAAUAUCGGGCUGAACCUAAAAAGGUGGACAUCAUCUCUCAUGAAGAACAAGUCUUGUAUGGUCAAGUUUCUUUUCUUGAUGUAUACAACGACUUGGCAAUAGUGGAGACGUGUUGUGAAGGUACCAAAUUCACCCCUGCUACUUUUGGUAUAUCCAAAAAUGUAUCUGUGGGGAAUUUGGUACUAGCAAUUGGAUAUUCACUUGGAUUAUCCCAUACAAUAUCCAAGGGUAUCAUCAGCUAUGUUGAACGCCCCCAUCAUGAAAUACCCUUGAUGGAUAGUUCGUAUGAUCAUUUUCUCCAGACCGAUUGUUCUCUACAUAGGGGAAAUGGUGGAGGCCCACUUAUCAACAUGCGAGGCCAAGUCAUAGGAAUAGUUUGUCACACUUGUCUGAUUGGGCCAGCUAUGGGCUUUGCUAUACCAAGUGAUGCGAUCUGUGAAAUUGUUCAGAAGAACAAUUGGAUGAAGAAGGCUGAAGUAAAAGGGCAACCAAUAGCAGAGUAUGGUGUGACGGAGCCUUUGACGGAUCCGGAGUGGUUUGGACCUAUUUAGUAUUUUAAGCAUUGUUAGUAAUUUGAGACUUGAGUAAAUAAAGCAUUGUUAGUAAUUUGAGACUUGAGUAAGUAAGUAUUGUUAGUAAUUUGUCUUUUAAGUUAUGUAAGACUUGAGUAAGUAAUUUAACUAUAAAAAUGA
Messenger RNA from Camelina sativa (false flax), 1301 nucleotides. NCBI's taxonomy places the organism in Eukaryota, Viridiplantae, Streptophyta, Magnoliopsida, Brassicales, Brassicaceae. The record is from RefSeq and is a predicted model, not a curated record.